GAGGUUCCGACCAAAAGCCAGAGUUUCAUCUUUAUGUGAUCAGAGACAGAGAUGGUGGAAGAAGAUUUAAACCAGAUUGGUGGCAAUAGUAAUUACAAUGGAGAAGCAGACCCAGAGAGCAACACACUUAACCAACCUCUGGUUAAGGCUAAUCGAACACUUUCUUCAACUCCUCUUGCUUUGGUUGGUGCCAAGGUUUCCCAUAUCGAAAGCUUGGACUAUGAAAUAAACGAGAACGAUCUGUUUAAGCAUGAUUGGAGAAAGAGAUCAAAGGCACAAGUACUUCAAUACGUGUUUCUGAAAUGGACGUUAGCUUGUCUUGUUGGUCUUUUCACUGGUUUAAUCGCUACUCUCAUCAACUUAGCCGUCGAAAACAUCGCUGGCUACAAGCUUUUAGCCGUUGGUCACUUCCUCACCCAAGAAAGAUAUGUUACAGGUCUGAUGGUGCUUGCUGGGGCGAAUUUGGGACUGACGUUGGUGGCGUCUGUGCUAUGUGUUUGCUUUGCUCCUACGGCGGCUGGACCUGGAAUUCCUGAGAUCAAAGCUUAUCUUAAUGGCGUUGAUACUCCCAAUAUGUUUGGUGCUACUACUAUGAUCGUUAAGAUUGUUGGAAGCAUUGGAGCGGUUGCAGCUGGACUUGAUCUGGGUAAAGAGGGUCCUCUGGUUCACAUUGGAAGCUGCAUAGCUUCUUUGCUUGGACAAGGCGGAACAGACAACCACCGUAUCAAGUGGCGAUGGCUUCGUUACUUCAACAACGAUAGAGACCGCAGGGAUCUGAUUACGUGUGGUUCAGCUGCUGGCGUCUGUGCAGCCUUCAGGUCACCUGUUGGAGGUGUGCUUUUCGCCCUUGAGGAAGUCGCCACUUGGUGGAGAAGUGCCUUAUUGUGGCGGACUUUCUUCAGUACAGCGGUCGUUGUGGUUGUUCUAAGAGAGUUCAUAGAGAUCUGCAAUUCAGGGAAGUGUGGGUUGUUUGGAAGAGGAGGGCUUAUCAUGUUUGAUGUGAGUCAUGUAACUUAUACUUACCAUGUAACUGACAUAAUCCCUGUCAUGUUGAUUGGUGUAAUCGGUGGAAUUCUUGGGAGCCUCUAUAAUCACUUCCUGCAUAAAGUUCUCCGGCUUUACAAUCUCAUCAACGAGAAGGGUAAGAUCCACAAGGUGCUUCUCAGUCUUACAGUAUCACUCUUCACAUCGGUUUGCCUUUACGGUCUUCCUUUCCUCGCGAAAUGCAAGCCUUGUGACCCCUCGAUAGAUGAGAUCUGCCCGACCAAUGGAAGAUCGGGAAACUUCAAACAGUUCAACUGCCCAAAAGGUUACUACAAUGAUUUAGCUACUCUGCUUCUCACCACCAACGAUGACGCUGUCAGAAACCUUUUCUCUUCCAACACUCCCAAUGAGUUUGGCAUGGGUUCCCUUUGUAUAUUCUUUGUGCUCUACUGCAUCUUGGGGCUUUUCACAUUUGGAAUUGCAACACCGUCUGGUCUCUUCCUCCCGAUCAUCCUCAUGGGUGCUGCAUAUGGCCGAAUGCUUGGGGCUGCAAUGGGAUCCUACACAAGUAUUGACCAAGGGCUUUAUGCUGUCCUUGGUGCAGCUGCACUCAUGGCUGGAUCGAUGAGAAUGACUGUGUCACUCUGUGUUAUAUUCCUCGAACUCACCAACAACCUUCUUUUGCUUCCCAUUACAAUGAUUGUGCUUCUGAUAGCCAAAACUGUGGGAGAUAGCUUCAACCCUAGUAUCUAUGACAUCAUCUUGCAUCUAAAGGGCUUACCUUUCUUAGAAGCAAAUCCAGAGCCAUGGAUGAGGAACCUCAGUGUUGGUGAGCUUGGUGAUGCUAAGCCCCCGGUUGUAACCCUGCAAGGCGUAGAAAAGGUUUCAAAAAUAGUUGAUGUGCUAAAGAACACGACCCAUAAUGCAUUCCCUGUUUUAGAUAAAGCAGAAGUACCUCAAGUGGGUCUACCAACUGGUGCUACAGAACUCCACGGGUUGAUCCUGAGAGCGCACCUCGUUAAAGUUCUGAAAAAGAGAUGGUUCUUGACAGAGAAAAGAAGAACAGAAGAGUGGGAGGUCAGGGAGAAGUUUCCAUGGGAUGAAUUGGCUGAGAGAGAAGACAACUUUGACGACGUGGCCAUCACAAGCGCUGAAAUGGAAAUGUAUGUCGAUCUUCAUCCUCUUACCAACACAACACCUUACACAGUCAUGGAGAACAUGUCUGUGGCCAAGGCUUUAGUACUAUUCCGGCAAGUGGGACUCCGGCAUUUGCUUAUUGUUCCCAAGAUUCAAGCCUCGGGAAUGUGUCCUGUGGUAGGGAUCUUAACCAGGCAGGAUCUAAGGGCAUACAACAUUCUACAAGCCUUUCCUCUCUUGGAAAAGUCCAAAGGUGGAAAAGCACAUUGAAGGACUACUUACUUUGUUUACCUGUGGUUGUAAAAUAUCGCUUGCAGCCUUGUGGUUUUCUUCUCAUUCUUGAAGAUGUAUCUGUCCAGUUUUGCACUUUUUCUUCAUAUCCAACAGAAGUUGAUAAGAUAAAUAUUGCACACAUCU
Arabidopsis arenosa is the source of this 2538-nucleotide messenger RNA. The record is from the annotation of a GenBank genome assembly. Lineage: Eukaryota; Viridiplantae; Streptophyta; Magnoliopsida; Brassicales; Brassicaceae.